This is a messenger RNA of Protopolystoma xenopodis, 996 nucleotides long. Lineage: Eukaryota; Metazoa; Platyhelminthes; Monogenea; Polystomatidea; Polystomatidae. The record is from the annotation of a GenBank genome assembly.
GCCAGACCCACCACCUCAAUCGACGCCGACGCUGACGCCGACGCCGACGCCGAUGGCAACGGCAACGGCAACGUCAACGCCGACGUGUACGCCGACGCCGAUGACGAUUGGGUCGCCAGAAACGGUGAGGUUGUCGAAGAGGUGCGCGUCCAGAUCAUUGAGCCGUCGAUUCAACAACAACAUCUCAGUCAAAUGCAUCAACUGCAAAUGGAACGCAACGCUGCCACGCUUCCAUCCGGCCUGGGACGUGGUAUCUACGAUGCCAGCAUCGGCGGCGACGUUAGCAAUGAUGGCGCCGGUACCGGCCGAGAUGCCGACUGGCUGCUUGACUUGUGGAGGCCGAGGGUGCGACUGGGCGCCGUCUCUGGGCAGGCAAUCCCCAUCUCGACGGAGCUGGAGUUCGACAGUAACGUGCAAUUUCUCGACCAAGAAGACGACGACGACGACGACACCGCACUCUUCAUGACGCAGCCAUUCGCCUGUGGUUCCACCUUCACGGUCAGUGUGCUAGACUCUCUGAUGAGCACCACUUUUUUCAACGAGAACGCGCUCACCCUCAUUCGUACCAUGGUGACGGGUGGGGCGACACCCGAGUUGGAGCGUAUUUUGGCCGAGGGCUCGGGCAUGCGAGGCGGAGGAUCGGCCGGCGAACUGGCCAAGAACCGAGGCCGUUGCCAUUUGGCCCAGCUGAGGCUGGCCGAAACCCCACUGGCCAGGGUCUGCACCGACGAUGCGCCCUACCGACGCCUCUUCGUCGAGGCGCUCAAGACGCACGGCAUUCUCUCAAUCGGCCUCUACCGACUGCUGCACUUCGCCGCAGACGUGGCAACCGGCGACGGUGACCCCGGCAACUGGGCAGGCCGGCAGAAGCGUUUCGUCAUCACCAACCCACCCGGCGACUUCCCCUUACUCGCCUCUGACUGGCUCUUCUGCCUGGUCCCCUUCAAUCCGGCCGGCGGAACUCGAAAUCUGGCACGCCUGGGCAGACGGAAUUGA